Molecule: messenger RNA, 37822 nt
Organism: Podarcis lilfordi (Lilford's wall lizard)
Lineage: Eukaryota; Metazoa; Chordata; Lepidosauria; Squamata; Lacertidae
Source: the annotation of a GenBank genome assembly
AUGCCGAGCACUUCGGAGGCGGCGGCGGCGGCGUCUUCGUCCGGAGGCGGGAGCGGCGUCCGGGGCUGGGGCGGCUCCGAGUCGCCGGCGGCGGAGAAGAAGCGGUUGCAUCACCGGCGGCGGAAGCGCGGCUCGUCGGCCCAGCCGCCGCCUCCUCCUCAGCCUCCUUCUCCUCAGCCGCUGCCCGCGUCUCCCGCGGCGGCCCCUCCGCUGCUGUUCCCGCGGCGGCCGCCGCCGCCGCCGCCGCCGCAGCAGCCCUCGCUCCUGCAGCCGCCGCUGCCGCCGCAGUCCCUGCUGUUCCUGGCGGCCACCGGCUCCUCCUGCUGCGGGGAAGGGGGGGAGCGGAAGCGGCCCCGGGGCAAGCGGCGCCCGGGCUCCCGGCACAAGCGGCGGCGCGUCCGGUUGCGCGGGGGCGGGCCUGUCGGAGCGGCGCGGGAGCGGGGCGGGCCUGGGGCCUCUGGUGGAAGCGGCGGCCGAGGAGUACGACGACGUCAGCUCCCAGUCGGAGGGGCCGCUGGGCGGCGGGACGGCCGGGGCGGGGAGCGGCGCGGGGAGCCCGGGCUCCUCCUCGGGCGGAGGCGCCGGCAGCCAGCCGCGCUCCAGCCGCGCCGAGGCGGAGCGGGGCCCCGGCGGCCGCCGCGGAGGGAGCACCGCAGCAGCAGCGGCCGGCGCUCCCGGGAGCGCCACCGGGAGCACCGGCGGCGGGGGGAGGACAAGGACAAAGCGCCGCCGCCGCCGCAGCAUCCGGAGGGAGCGGCCGCGGCCGCCCGGGUAGGGGGAGCCGAGGCCUCCUCCUCCUCUUCCUCCUCCAAGUCCCGUAGCCGCCACAACCACAGCGGCGGCCAGGACCGAGAGGGGCCCCGGAGCAGCAGCGGCGGCGGCAGCGACGGCCGCAGGAAGGGCUCGGCUGUCUCGCCCAGCGGCGGCGGCGGCGGCGGCGGCAGCAGCAGUAGCAGGAAGGACCGGCAGAGCAAAGCCCCGCGAAGCCAGGCGAAGGCGGCCAAGGAGCCUCCUUCGGCUUACAAGGAGACACCCAAGGCGUACCGGGAGGACAAGGCCGAGCCGAAGGCCUACAGGCGGCAGCGGUCCUCGCCGAGCCCCGGCCGGGAUGACAGCCCGCCCAGCCACAGGGCCUCGCAGAGCCAGCGCAGCCGCAAGUCGCUCAGCCCCCGCUCGCCUCUCAGCCCUUAUCGCCGCCGCUCGCCCAGCUAUAGCCGGCACAGCUCCUACGAGCGCGGCGGGGAUGUUUCGCCCAGCCCGUACAGCAGCUGGCGCCGCUCUCGCAGCCCCUACAGCCCCGCCAUCAGGUAAGGUGCAGGGCCACCUUGACAGAACAGAGGAUGGUUGGGAGGGAUCCUUCCUUCGGAAAGGUUCAGAAGUGUGACCUGAAAGGGAUAGGCUGGGAAUUCUCUUUAAGUUGUGGUCUCAAAUACAUAAACACCUCCGUUUUCCUUUCUCUUGUGGGACCAUACUAGGAAAUACAACUCAGCUGGUGAGCUUUGGCUUGAACCCAUUACCAGGUUUGAGAAUGCAGAAUUUGCACACGAAAUUGGCAUUUCUUUAAUUUGAUGGAACUUUUAAGGUCAGAGCAAAGUGCCAGGUCUCUUUCUGAAUUGUGCUAAAAGUUGGGGGUCGUCACAACCAGUUACUGCUGGAGUUGUGCAGGUGACAUACACUGAAAGUAUUGUGAAAUUCCUUUCAGAACCAAAUCACUUCAAACUGAAAAUUUUGAAAAAUUUGAGAUGUUUUGAGCUAAAAACUAUUCACUUCUAAAUGUUUUACAGCUUAAACAAAGUAGGCUGCAAUCCUAUGCAUGAUUCUUUGGAAGUAAGUGACAUUGAACUUAGUGGGGCUUAUUUGCAAGUUGACAUGUGUAGGAUUUCACUGGUAGCAUUUCUCAGUACACUACAGAAGUGUUUCCUCAAAUGUUAUACUGUGUAUAAACAGACUGUUAUCUGCAACACAAUGUGGCUGCAAGUUACUAGCCUAUGUUUCUGCUUUUGCUGCCAAGGAAGUAGUUUCAUAAUAGGCUAGCAUAAAAAUUGUCUUCUACCCAAGGGGACUGGUGGAGGAAUGACUGCAUGAUCUACAUCUCCUCUGCUAUUCUGUUUCUGUGAUAGAGGAAAGGGUUUUCCUUCUGCAGUGAUCAUGGGAACCAAAUGGGCUGACAGGAGAGACAGAAUUUUCUAUGCUUUCUCAGCCAGUCAGCUCACUCACCUGCAUGAAAUUCUUGGUUGCAUUUGGCUGCUGAAGUUGUUAAAUUUGAGACUCUCUCUUCAUAGAAAAUGGGAAGAUUGUUUUAAGACUUGGGAUGUAUUCUUUAGAUAAGGUUUUGAUUACUGUUCAGUUUUGAACAGCUCAGUUUUUGUUUGAUUUCUAUAUCAAUACAUAAAGCAGGAGUGCUUUCUACAUCACCUUUUUGGGUUGAGAUAAGGGCUUGGUAACAUGACAAGAAGUUUUCUAGGAACGUAUGUCUGCCAGUAGCUACUCUGGUUUUGAAAAACCUCCCUUGACCUAAUCCUGUCUGUUAUGACUGUUGUCUUAUCCCUUGAAAAGCACUUUAUGAGCUCUCUCUGUUUCACUUAGAUGACCAAUAUAUCAGUCUUGUAGUAGGGAGGACUACUGUUUGGUUUAGGGCUUGGCUUGCAUUUACUUUGUUUGCAGACCUGCAAUGCAAUUCUGUAUAUGCAAAGCAAGCCCCACUGAGUUCAAUGGAGCUUAUUCCCAGGUAAGUGUUUAUAGAAUUGUAGUCUUUGUUAGUUUUUGUAGCUCAUUACUACAAAUUUCAAUUCCUCUUUUCCUACACAGUACAGACAACUCCCCAUUUACCCACAUGGCUUCACUAGCACAGCUGAUGGGUGGGGAAGAGCCUUUCCUGCCCCUCUGCUGUGGCAGUUGAUCUGUCACUUCAUGUGUGCAAGCCAGAGGGACAGGCUCUCACACGGCUGACAGGUGGGAACAGGGGAAGGUUCUUCCAGCCCAUCAACUGAGCUGAUACAGGCGACCUUUUGGGUAUGCAGACAGGGGUUCAGAACGUAACCCCUGUGUAAAUGGAGAGUUGCCUAUAUAUACAUAUGGAACUACUGCUUAAUUGAAGUCAACAUUUUCAGUAGUCCAUACUCCUGUUUGAUACAGAGAAUCAUUCAACUUGUUUUAGAACCAAUUAAGACGCUAGUUCACAUAACUUCUGUUCAUAGCUUUCAAAUCAGUUUUCAAAAGUGUUCUGUGGUGGCAUUGUGCUAGUGGAAGCACUUCUUGCACAAGGGAAGACACUCCCCCCCCCCCAUUCUUCUCCUACCAAUUGUAGUCCUUUAUGCCAUGCUUAUUAUUGGAAAAUACAUACGUUGGUAGGAAAGAGUUCUUUGGCUCUACCUAAUGUAACAAGUUGGAGAGCCAAGAAAGCCAUGCUGGUUCCUUUGUUGUCAGGAGAUAGAUCCAAGAUGAUGUCUCAUCUCCAGGUCCAAGGGAGAAGUGAGAGGAGGAGGCGGAAGUGAGAGAGAUGCAACCUGAGGAUUCCACUUCAAAGGAAGGAUGGUCAGCACAGUUUAAAGGACAGAGACAGUUUAGGAAGUUGGAGGUCUCCUGUUUUAUCUGUUUAACCUUAUCUCAACAAGCUGAGUUGCACCCCACUUUCAGCUGGAAAAGGAUUAGGGUCGUCCAGAGUGACAUCAGCUGAUGGGUGGGUGUGGUUUGAGGAAAAUGGCCUGAUGGCAAAAUUGCAGUGUGAUUGGUCUGUGGAUCAGAGGUUCCCCACCCCUGUGCUACAGUUGGCUUUUUACAUUGUGGAUGGGUGGAAUGCAGCAAGAGCUGCAACAGUAGCUGUCUGUAAUGUUUGAACCUCAGGUGCAUAGUUAUUUAUGGCAUGACACCCAUUCCACACUGAUUAGGUAGGGCUUGCCAGUAGGGCAACUGCAUGGAUGAAAACUUUCAAGGUUUUUUGUUUCAAAUCCCUCCUUGCCCCUUAAACCCUACUUCCUCCACCAAGAGAGGGUUAUAUCAUUUAGGAGCUAGAAAUUUAAGAUGUAUGUGCAUGUGAUCACACACUCAAACACAUGCUUUCUCUCUCCCAGCCCCCUCAAUAUUCUGCCAUGGUAAAUACUAAUGGAAGAGAGUUUCAGAUGAAACUCCUGUUUGUAGUAUUUGACUUCUAAUGUUUUGGUAAUUAUUAUUGUCAAACCAGAGGUGAUAAACCCAAGUUUUUUAUUAUGUUUCUGAGGGAGGGUGGCAAUAGAUGAGGUUUAUUUUUCCAGAGUAGAUAGUUAUAGAAUAGAAUUGCAAGCCAUUAUCUAAGUACAAAACUUUGGGGCCUGGAAAGGAGCUUGUGUAUGUGUGAAGGAACAAGAAGAUUCACUGGAGAAAUAGGCAGGUCACAGCUUAAUGGUUACAGUUCACAAGUAGCAAAGCAUAGUACACAAGCAAGAAUUCACUUUCUGACAACUGUUACAGUGUCAGAAACUGGCUGUCUGCUGGGCAGAAGCAGGGACUGAACCAUUCUGUGGGGAUUGCAGUUAUUGGCAUUAUAGACGGAGAAUGUGCAUAGCUUUUAAAUUUUCUUGUAAAUGUUUUUAAUUCUGCUGAGUUGUUUGGCUACCUUGGACUCCUUCGAGAGGAAGGCUUUGAUAAAAUCGAUAAAUAGUAAAUUACCGUAUUUUGCGCUCCAUAGGACGCUCCGGCCCAUAGGACGCACCUAGUUUUUUGGGGGGGAAAUAAAGAAAAAAAUGUUUAUUUCCCCCCCAGGUGCGGGGCUGGAAGAACUAGGUCGGGGAACAGCGGGAAGGUGCGCUCUGCCUCCCCGCUGUCCCCCGAGCUUGUGGGGCUGGCGAUGGGGAGAAGUGCGCUGAUCCUGGGACUGCAGGCAGCUCUGCGCCGCCAUCCGGAGCGGGGCGGGACUUUGCGCCCGGCUCCCGGUGGCCGCGCAGAGCUGCGCUGAGCCCGGGACUGCAGGCAGCUCUGCGCAACCCUCGGAGCCGGUCUCCCGAGGGUUGCGCAGAGCUUCCUGAAGCCUGGAGAGCGAGAGGGUCAGUGCGCACCGACCCUCUCGCUCUCCAGGCUUCAGCGAAAGCCUGCAUUCGCCCCAUAGGACGCACACACAUUUCCCCUUCAUUUUUGGAGGGGAAAAAAUGCGUCCUAUAGGGCAAAAAAUACGGUAUACAAUAGACUUGGCAUGGUUGGUAUACACUGAUAGAAAGUUGGGUUAGUGUCCUAAUAUGGCUCUAAUAGUACAGUGGUACCUCGGGUUACAUACGCUUCAGGUUACAGACUUCGCUAACACAAAGAUAGUACCUCGGGUUGAGAACUUUGCUUCAGGAUGAGAACAGAAAUUGUGCUCUGGCCACGCAGCGGGAGGCCCCAUUAGCUAAAGUGGUGCUUCAGGUUAAGAACAGUUUCAGGUUAAGAACAUACCUCCAGAACGAAUUAAGUUCUUAACCCGAGGUGCCACUGUAUUAUCCUAGCCAGCAUACUUUGCAACUCCUGCUGUAAGGCGUGUAAAGUUAAGAAGUUAAUCCAAAUCUUCAAGAUAGCCUUGAAUUUUCCCAUAUUAUUCUUUUCAACAAAAUGUUUGUAUUGAAAAGUGUAACUAAACUUACUUUUGUUCCUCAGCAUCCUCAACCCCUGGAAUUAUAGCUAAAAAUGGAUCAUGGUCAGUUCUAUACCUUUAGUAGUUUUCUUUCUCUCUUGUGUGUCAGUGCCCCUUCCUUUCACAUGUGAAAUUUACAGGUUUCUAGUGCUGGAGGAAAAAUGUAGUACACACUUCUUAAUCUCCAGAUAAAUCACAGGUGGUGAGCCUCCAGACCAGGGGUAGGCAACCUAAGGCCUGUGGGCCGGAUGCGGCCCAAUCGCCUUCUCAGUCCGGCCCACGGACGGUCCGGGAAUCAGCAUAUUAUUACAUGAGUAGAAUGUGUCCUUUUAUUUAAAAUGCAUCUCUGGGUUAUUUGUGGGGCAUAGGAAUUGGUUUAUUUCCCCCCCCCCCCCCCAAAAAAUAUAGUCCGGCCCACCACAUGGUCUGAGGGACGGUGGACCAUCCCAUGGUUGAAAAAGGUUGUUGACCCCUGCUCCAGACCAUGGGUCCUCUGCUCCACACCUGACAUUCUGCAAUGUUAGAUGUGAGGUAGUUAGCCAUGACUGCAAAGGAACAAUCAGUGCACUCCUGAUUGUUGUUCUGCAAGUGGGGCUUGCACUCAGCACCUUUUAGAUUGGGUGCCAAAUACAAGUCCCACUAUGAUGAUUCCGCUUCAGAGAUCAUGGGUGCAGACUUAUCUUACCAGAAGCUUUCAGUGCUGAAUUUAAACACCUGAUCAGUUCCUUUGUGCAGUAUCCCUGUCAUGUUUGGAGUUUGCUUUCAGAUGCACAGUGCUUGAGUCUGCAAAGAAAUAAUUUUCCUUUGCAGUCAUGGUUUUAUGUAAAGCCAAAGACAGAAAGAGGAAGAAUCUAGAGGGUGCUUGGGGGCACUUCUGAUUAUUCAUUUGAAAUGAUGGCAUAUGCCAGGUGAUUGCCAGAUGUGUGGCUCCACUCACCUGUCAAAAUUGCCCAGAAUGAGUGGGCCAGUUUUAGAUCCAGUCCAUUGGCCAAAUACAUUUUCCUACUUGGAUCCAGUUGUAUUCCUGACAUAAAUAGUCCAAAAUGCUUGGCUGCCUCUGGGAUUGCAAACUUGCAUGAUAUUGGAAUUACUCAUAUUUUAGAACAUAAAAAACUGAAAGUAAGCAAAGAAAAUUCAUAUAGUUACUUAAUUUUCAGUGGGUAGCUUCAGAUCAGUUGAGUUUAUGUUUAAUAAUUGUAUUGACGCUUUGAAAAGGUAGUAAUUGCAGUAACGGGGGUUUGGUGAUUAUAUUUAUGGGGCUGCGGGGGAAAUGAAAAUUGAGCAGUCAGCUUGGGUAAGCCUGGUCUCGUUCUCUCUUCUCGUCCCCCCCCCUUUCAGGAGAUGCUUUUACAGACACUUCUACAGUGCAGUAGGGAGGAGUGUCAGGAAAGCCUUUUGCAUGAGUGGCUUUCUGGAUACAAGCUUAUAUUUGCAUGUAGAGGUAACACUGGAGUUUAGCAUCCUGAAAGUUUUACUGAAAGCAGUUUUUAGAACAAUAGUUGUUUAAUUUUGUUUCCUGCUCAUUCUGAUUUUGCAUGUGUAAUUUGGGUGGCUUAGUAGCAUUUCAGGUCUGGACAUCUGAAUUGUCUUCGAGAAAAGGAAACAAUUGGAAUUUCCCUUGAGCUAUUCAAGGUAUGCAGGAUAGGAAUUGGAAAUGGUGUCAAAAUGUGUUCACUGAGUUUUAUGUGCCUGAAUCCCCCCCCACCCCAUGCUAAAGCAUUAUUUAAGUGGUUGCAUUGCACCAUAUUACAGGUAACGCAGCACUAAAUUAUACAAUAGUGUAUCUGAUAACAAUACUGCCAGCAGUACCAUGGAGAAGGAAAUUAGAUUUAAGUUAAAUCGGAAGUUCAGUAAAUCAGUGUGAAUUUGCAUCUUUCUUAAACUUUGUCAAAACUGAGUGGGUGGGUAUUAAGUUAUUUUUAUGUUGCUCUUCAGUACAUGUGUUUUAAAGGCAGGUGAGAAAUAAAAAAAAACCCAACAACUAUAAAAUCAAACGACAGUAAAGAGUAAAACUUUUACAGUAAAGCAGCCCAAAAGCACAACAGCAGAUAAAGCCACACUCAGCCAGAGAUUCAGAAUGCAUGUAGGAAAAAGAGUUCCUUCUGGCACCAUAAGGAAUAUUCCAAACACAGGGUGCCACAGCUGAGAAGGUCUGUACUUUCCUAACAUACUAAAGAUGGACCCAGAGAAGGACCUCAGAAAAUAUUAGUGUAUGAUAGGUUCAUGUGGGAGAAGAUGGUUCCUUCUUCAGAUUCCCAGGUCUCAAGUUGUAUAGGAUUUUAAGGAUAAGCCCACCGGCAUUUUGAAUUGUUUCAGAAGUAAACCAGCAGCUAGCAAAGCUGUUGGAGAACCAACAGGUAUGUUCUCAGUGGCCUGACCAGCUUAGGCGAACAGCAAUGUUUGGGGGUAACUGAAGGUUCCAAGUAGAUUUCCAAGUGAGCAGAAAUCCAAUAAAUGGCUGUAGUUUAAUCUGGAGGUUGUCAGAACCUGGAUAACAAUAGCCAGGAGAGGUUCCAGUUAGUGAAAGGAGGUUUUUUGAUACUGAUUCCAGUUGGACCUCCAGUUAUAAAGCUGGAUAUAUUUAUUCAUUUAUUUUUAAUUUAUGUUAAUAAAUAUCAAUAAUCUAACAACAUAAAACAAUAUGCAAAUAAUUAGAGGUGAUAGUCUAUCACUUAUAUAUAUGAGCAUAAGGCUCCUGCCUACAGCUGAUCUUCCAAAAAGCAGUUGCUUUUCUCCCCUCCCAGUCAGGAUUGGGAGAGGAGGAGAUAAACACCUGUCUUUGGAAAGAUCUUUCCAAACAGCAAGCAGUUGCUGUUCUUCUGAUCUUUGGAAAGAUCCUGUAUGCUGGACUCAGUGCUUUUGGAAGCAGCAAAGAAACUUGCAAAGCUGUGAGUUUGGUAGCUGGGUGGUCCUGCCCACCUGUCAGCCAUGUGUUAUUGAUCCUUUAGAGCAGGCAUCCCCAAACUCAGCCCUCCAGAAGUUUUGGGACUACAACUCCCAUCCCUAGCUAACAGGACCAGUGGUCAGGGAUGAUGGGAAUUGUAGUCCCAAAACAUCUGGAGGGCUGAGUUUGGGGAUGCCUGCUUUAGAGCAGGUAUGUGAAAACCUAUAGAGGAGCUGAAUAUCAAUAAUAUAAAUUUAUACCAAGUUUCUACUGUACAGGAGUGUUGGCCUGAGACACUAGUAAUAGCAAAAACAACAACAACAAUUUAUUAUUUAUAUGCCACCCAUCUGACUGGGUUGCUCCAGCCACUCUGGGCUGCUUCCAACAAAUUAAAACACAGUAAGACAUCAAACAUUAAAAGCUUCCCUAUACAGGACUGGUAAUACUGCUCAGUGGCAUCUUGCAUAAAAGGGCUCCUGAAAAUAAAGAAAAUAAAUGUGAGAGAAACACUGUGAAAUACAUCUUUAUUGCUUUGUUCCUUUGGUUGGAAUUAUUUUUUCCAAGCCAGACUAGUGUUGACAGGUGAAAUUUUCAUGCACAUUUGUAGCUGAAUGUACUGUUAACUUAAUGCACUUACAGUGUAUAUAUAGCUUAAUUAUUACUGUGUGAUGUUAAAUGUUCAUUCUCUAAGUACAUUUAAGGUUUAAGUCAGCCUUCUUCAACCUUGGCCUUGGUGUUUGGGGCUGAUGGGAAUUGUAGUUCAACAGUAAGGAUGAUGUAAGUCACAGUAGAUUGGUUUAACAUAAAAAUUUAAAUAGCUAGCCUGAUUUGAUUUGAACCACUCUUCCUAUUUGUACCCCCAAGUAUUUCCUAUUCAAAAGUUUUUAAGUGCUUUUACCUUUUGUGCCUGAGAGAAAAUGUUAUAGAAGUUCUCUUACUGGUGUAGUGAAAGUCAAAACUGUUAGUACUAAAAAUAAUUUUAAAGCUUUCUUGGAUUAAAUCCUGACCUCACUGAUCUCAAAAUGAAGAGUGGAGCUGAUUUAUGUUCAGUCAAGUUUACAAUGCCUACAACAGAGAUGGAAAACUCUGUUGUAAAAUAUAUCACAUUAUUUCCUGCUGUUGUUAAAGGGUUCUAACCAAGAAGUCAGUUACCUUGCAAACAUACUAAUGAAAUGGUUGUAAAAGCUGUUCAGUAAAGAGAAAGAUGGUGGAGUAUAAAAAUGGGCACUGACUAAAUCUUUACUCUUCUAAACAGAAGAUCAGCAAAAUCCAGAAGCAGAAGCCCUUAUUCAUCAAGGCACUCAAGAUCUCGCAGUAGGCACAGAUUAUCAAGAUCCAGAAGUCGGCAGUCGAGUAUUUCUCCUAGUACUCUGACUCUAAAAAGUAGCCUGGCUGCAGAGUUGAAUAAGAACAAAAAAGCUAGAGCAGCAGAGGCAGCCAAGGCCAAUGCGAAAGCUUCAAACACAUCUACACCUACAAAGGGAAGCGCUGAAAACACUGGGCUGACCAUUCCUCAAGCGAACAAUGUGAAGGAACUGAAGAAGAUAAAAACUGAACACGUACCUUCCCCUUCAGGUGGUACAGUCUUGAAAAAUGAUAAGGCAAAGGCUAAAGUCCCUGUUCAGGAGACGAAGGGGGAAAACAAUUUGACUGUAGAGAAAGCUGCUAAGCAAAAAGUUUUGGUGGCGAAAGAGAGUAAAGCCACUCCUGUUAAGCCACCAUUGCAACCUGCUUCCGUGAAAGAGAAAAGCAAGCCUCACCCACCAAGUGUAGCACCUAAGGAAAAGGAUCGCAGUGUUUCACUAAUAACUUCCACGCUUCCACCCCUGCCUCUUCCACCUAUGCUGCCUGAAGAUAAAGAUACAGAUAGGUGAGUUGUAAAAUACUUAACUUUCUCUCUUAAGACAUAAUUUCCACCUGGAAAUUGUUUGGGUUUUUUUUUUUAAGUUGAUGCUGAUAAACCAUAUGUAAGGGGGAAAAUAACCUGAAAAUAACCUGAAAAUAACCUGACAACCUGAUUACUGUGACUCCAGGUAUGUUGUAGGUGUGGUAGACAAAAUAUUCCUGAACUGUGUUAAGGACUUUUUCUUGAUAUCCACAGACCAGAUAGCAGUCGUAGUAUAUUAAAGGACCUACAAUCUUAAAAGAUUUUUACCUCUUUCUCAUUUACUCUGUGUGGACCUGUAUCAUAAUAUUACUAGAAGCCUGUAGCCAAUGUUUCGGCAAGUAAACUCCAGUUCAUGCAACUCUUCUUCAGCACCUCCUACCUGUUACCUAAUCAGUGAACUGAAAUCAGUGAGGUUUAUCUCAUAUGCCUUUCCCAGACUCUUGACUGCUCAUUUUUUUGUGUCCUAUGCACAAGCACAUUCCUGUUUAAUUCUGUGGGCUUAGUACAUAUAAGUGUGCAUAGGAUCACAGCUUGAAGGAAUUCACCAUCACAUGUCUUGUUUCUUUCCACCUGCUAUAAUUCCUCAAUAGUUGUUUUUCUUUGCAAACAACACCAUUUGUGGCUAGCUGUGGCAGUGACCAUAUUGAGAGCAGUUGCUACUGGAGUGAACAACAAUGGUUUCUUUACAAAGAUAGCUGCAACUGCUGAACUGAUAUAGCAAACAUCUUUUCUCUCUUGGAGUAAGAAUGAGGAAACUGAAGAUGAUCAUUAUACGUGCAAUAAUGUUUUUAGGAAUGAAACCUUGUUGGACUUCUGAGUAAAUACUAUUGAAUUCAGACUAACCAAACCUGUGUCUGAGCCUGUCUUUGGCUCCUUGCCAGAUUGACACGUACCUUUACUGUAACAAACACAAUAUAGUGUGAUAGCUGAAUUGUGUUGUAUUUUUGGCAACACUGUUCCUCCUUUUUUUGGCCAUAUAGAUUGUCCCAUGUGAGGGACAUAAGCAGAUUGAUCCCACCUUCCUUUACCUUUGCUUUCCUCUUUGGUAAUUCUCCACAGUUCGGUACCAGUUCUGUCCUUGUCUUGGGACCGUAAGGUGAAGGGUGAUUGAUUGAUUGAUUGAUUGAUUGAUAAAUAAAUAAAUAAAGGAAGGAAGGAAGGAUGAACAAGGAAGAAAGUGUAUAGAAACAUUUAAUUUGAAUAAAUUGAUUAAUAAAAUGAACCCAAAGCAUCUACCAAUAGCUGUACAUGAGAUAAGACUGAUAAACCUAAUGUAAUAAUAUGGUACGUGUGUAUAUGAAAGCAUCAAAGAUGUUUCAGCCUCAAAAGACCCUCAGCGGAAAAUUAGUCAACAAUUUAAAAACAAAGUCGAACUAGCUAAGAAGUUAAAAUUCUUGCAACAUUAGUGGUACCUGGAAAAUGCACAAGUUUAUCUGGUAUUCAAACCUCCCAAAAUAAAUCAUAAUGGCAAGACAUAUUUAAUCUUCCUGAACAUGGGCGUAGCCAGGAUUUUUGUUAGGUGGCAGACUUUCAUGGGGGGGGGGGAAGAACCUCAGAUUUUGAUUGAUUGUGGGGGCAGCCACCUCCCCUGCCACCGUCACCGGCUAUGCCCAUGUUCCUGAGUUGUGUUAUUGCUUAUUGAGAAAUCACACUUAUAUAUCCAUAGAUGCAGAUCCAUUCAACCUGUGUACAGUACUGGGGGAGGGGGGAGUGGAAGCACUCUACAGUCAAACCUCGGUUCUCGAACGCCUCCAUUAUCAUACGUUUCGGCUCCUGAACACCCGGAAGUAAAUGCUCCAGUUUCCAAACAUUUUUCGGAACCUGAACAUCCGCUGCAGCUUCCGCUUGAGUGCAAGAAGCUCUUGCAACCAAUCGAAAGCCGUGCCUUGGUUGUUGAACGUUUCAGAAGUCGAACAGUCUUCCGGAACGGAUUACGGUCAACAACCAAGGUUUGACUGUAUAUGGAAUAAAAACGAAUAGAACAUUGGAAAUACCAUUAUCUCCCGGUUAUUCCAGAAGGUGCUAACUUUGGCAUUAUAACUGAAUUUUACCAUUAUUUAUUCCAUGUAAACUUAAGACAAUUUAAAAUUCAAGGUUUUGAGCCUUUGUAAAUAUAGCAUUUAAAAAAAAUUAAACUAAUAAGGGGGACAUUGAAAAAAACAAGCACCUUCAAACUGGAAGUUUGUUUGAGAACCCUCCAUGACAGCCAGUCUUAAUCUGUCCUAUAUACAACAUGCAGGUAGACGCUGAAGAAAUUGGUUUUCAUAUGCUAUGGGGCAGGGCUGAGGAACCUUUCUAGCCUGAUGGAUUGCCCUACCCACCUGUCAGCCACCUGGCAUCACAAUUAUGUUGGGUGACCUUUCCAGCCUGCAGGGGUCUUCAGAAAUCCGCUCAGCGUGCUACCUUGCCCUGAUGUUUGAAAAGGUGUUUGCAGACACUGUAGGCCAGGUGACCAGCAGCAUCUGUAAACAUCAUUUUGGCCAAGUCCUGUCCUUACCUGCUCAUACUUGAUGUCCUAUAUGGCAUUGGCUGGAGGGUGGGUGGGCAGGGCUUGGUAGAAAUGGCCUCACAGGUCAAAUGGAGAGACCGGGUGGGUCUAAUUACACCCCUGCUAUAGGGAGUGUAAUAGCCAAAUAAGUUUCAGAAAAAUAAAUCUUAAUAUACUGCCAGGUGAACAUGUAACAGAUAAUACCCAAAUUAGCUGGAGCUCCCUAUAGUUGUGUUGAAAAAUGGCUAUUAUUUAAAUUUCUGAAUGAUUAGGCAAAUGCUGUAGCCUCAAAUUCUGGUAUAAUAUUAAUAUUAGAUUAUUAAUAUUAUUAACAUAUUUGCAAAUUUGAUUUCCAUUUGCUUAUGCCUUCACAUAUUCAAAAUUAAUGCUCUUCAAAAUGUAAAUCUAGAGAAGGCUGUACUAUGGAAAACUGACUUAGAUUUCUGGCAUCGGAUUUUGAAAUAGGAAGCUACCAAAGGUUUGUCUAUAUUUCUCUAGUUUUCAAGGGAGCAUUUCUGUGAAAGCUGUUAAGAAAGAAGUGGAGAAGAAAUUGCGUCACUUGCUUGAAGAUCUGCCACUGCCGCCUGAGUUGCCUGGAGGAGAUGAUUUAUCCAGAAGUCCAGAAGAGAAAAAAACACCAGUGCAGCCACAUCUUAAAAAGAGACCGAAGUAUGCACAAAGUUUUUCUUUUUCUAUAAUACAUGUAUUUCACUUCCAUAGCGUAUCACUUUAAAAUCUCUGUUUGAGCUAUUGAAUAUAAGAAAUGCUGGUAGCUUACUCAUAGUAGGAUUCAUAGGAUUCUGUUAAGGCUUCUUUUUAAUAUUUUACUCGUUUUAGGAAGUAAAAGGAGCUAAAACUGAAGUAGGUUAGCAUAAUUGUGAUUGCAUGUACUUUUAAAUCUGCCAGUCUAGAUGCCCUGGCAAAUUGUAAAUACAGCUAAUGGAACAGCCUUCUUUCAUUUCUACCAGUUGUGUGCUGCCAUUUCAUUAUACUGACAUAACAAAGCUUUAUCACCAUUUUGCACCUGUAGGCAGGAAUAUAUGCCUUAAACAUAUAUUUAAUCUUCAGUAUGCCUCAUCACGCCCAUAUCAUAAGUGUUUUGAGUGGCUUGCUGAAAUAACAGAUUAUAGCAUGCGGUUUUCUUCAUCCAGUAAAUUUAUUAUAGCGUCUGAUUUCUGAGUAACAAGGAGUGUGAAAUACAUGCAGGUCCUGCUUACCUGAACACAGUGCAUUCCCUGGAAAUCCUUUUGUUAGGCAAGCAUUUGCAUAACAAGUCCAACUAGCAAAAGAGAGGCAAAGGAAGAAAAGCUGAUUUGUCCCAUCUCCCCUGCUCCCUGAUUUGUCCAAACUCUAUCCCCCCCCCAAUGGUUUCUGCCUGAAAAUGGCAGCUGCUGACCAGCAAAGCAUGAACAAGUAAGGAAGUAGGCAAACUCUGGCUGUUUGGAUAUCUGAAUGAGCCGUGUGUGUACUGAGGUUCGGGCACAAUUCUUUGUAUUUGGACUAGUAAAUUUGAGGAUAACAAGCAGAUGGAUAGCAGGACCUACAUGUAGGAAUAAAGAGUGAAAUAUCUGAAAUGGGUAAUGAAACAAUUUAACAAGUCAUAAUUGGGAUUUAAAACACCCACCCACACCUGCAUUUGACUGGUACAGGUUGAGAUAAUGUAUCCUUUCAUUUCUCCGUUUUUCUAAGGAAGGAAAGAUAUUGCAUCCUGAGUUUCUUUUUAGUUUUCCCACAAAACAGAUGAUCCUUGUUUUGUAUUAGAAUGUUUUUGAAAAUCUGCUCAGUGUCAGCAGUAAAUGCAAACCAACACCCCCAGGGAGGCAUGCAACAGUCAUAGGGGUUUAAAAGAAAUUGCAAAUGACAGUUGUGGUUAAUGGCAGCAUUUGUUUAGACUGAAAAUAAAUGCUGAAGUCAUAGUAUGCACAAAAGAGCAGAUACUCUAAGGAGAAUUUUUAUUAAUAUUUUCUUUUUUAUAAUUAUUAUACAUAUUACUCAUGGAAAUGGCUCAAAGUGACUUAUAAACAUAACAAUAAACACAAUCAGUAAAAUCUUUUAAAAAACCCAAAAAUACAUCUAUACAAUAUUAUUAUAUAGAUAUGGAAAUGCACUCAAAUUGCAUUUUACUGUCUGCUAGGAUAUGUGGACCACGCCAUGGUGAAACAAAGCAAAAAGAAAUUGACUGGGGGAAACGCUGUGUUGAUAAAUUUGAUAUCAUUGGCAUUAUUGGAGAAGGAACUUACGGGCAAGUUUACAAAGCAAGAGAUAAAGAUACAGGUAAGCUUUCAAAAUCAAUUCACAUAGAAAUAGCUGACUUUGAGUGUGAUCACCACAGCAUGUUUUGUGUCUUUUGUCAAGUUCCUGAGCAUAUAUUAUGCAAUAAUUCUCCACAGCUGCAAGACAGUACUUGAGAUGAUUGUUUGUUUAGGCUACAAGCCCUUAAGGAAAGUUCAAGAAGCUGUGACUCUUCACACUUCUUCCAGUGUGCGGCUUAGUCCAUGGAUAUAGUAAAAUGUGUGGAAUUGAGCAUGUGCACCAUCAGACUGUGGCACCCAAGUGCAAAUAUUCAAUGCAGAAGUACUGAAUGGGGAAAGGGUCAGUUAUGGACUUCAAGUGCUUAUUGAGACAGAGGAGGAAUAGAAAGUUGGGUAAAUAAUACUAGUGCUAAAAUAAAGAUGUGACAUCCAGCUGUAUCCAAAUGUUCUCUGAAGGGUUGGGGAACAGUCCAGCGCAGCUGGGGUUGGUGGGACAAAGGGAUGAAUAGAAGUCUUAUUAUGUGAGGUGACAUUCCCACACAAACAUUGAGUGUCUCCCAAUCUCUGAUAUUUGUGGAAUAAAUGUAUUGCUACCUUGCUGUGAAGUUGCAAAAUGCUGGAGUUGAUGGACCACAUGUGAUCUGGAGGUGAAAUUUGAAUUUACACCAUACUGUUUGCACAGACCUUUCAUUCUAAGCUUUUGUAAUGGGCCUUGUGCUCCAUAGCCACAAACAGGUUCUUCCGACUGCUGGAUCAACUUAAGUGGGCAAAAUGAAAUUUGGGGGAUCACAUCCAUACAGAAAAGCAUAUGCGGAACAUCUUCUCUGAGUGAUGCCUUGCAUAGUGGUUUGCAGCAGAGAUUGCUGUCAUGCAUGUUAAAAGGAAAUGAGAAAGUGACAUUGUGGUAGUAGAAGCAAUUUUAACUUGUUUUAUUUGCAUAGAGAUUCGCAUACUGAAACUGCUUAAAUAUACUCAUUUUUAUUUUCUAUGCAGUAAAUUUCUGUUUCAGUUUCAUAAGAUACCUGAUAGUCUCACAUUAUACAAACAGCCACAGGAAAUUCUGAAUUGAAUGCAAUUACAUCAUUAUAGAAUAAAAACAUUAUUUUAUAGGGGAAAUGGUGGCACUGAAGAAGGUACGGUUGGAUAAUGAGAAGGAAGGCUUUCCAAUUACAGCUAUUCGAGAAAUUAAGAUUCUUCGACAACUUACUCACCAAAGCAUAAUCAACAUGAAGGAAAUAGUAACAGAUAAGGAAGAUGCUUUGGAUUUUAAGAAAGACAAAGGUAUGUAGACUACUGUUGUGUUAACAGUCCUGAUUUGAAUGCACCUUAUUUGAGAGUAGCAUGAGCAUUUAUUGAGCUGUAAUGUAACUUGCACACUUCUUCAUAUGUAUACAUGGUUUCUUUUGAAGAGACAUGCUAUAAGCCUUUGCCCACAUUAAUAUGAGCAAGGUAAUAGCAUCCUAUAUACUAUUCAGUUUUUCUCAUUGAAUUGGCAUUAUAAAAGUAUAUGCCUUGCUAAAAUAUAUUUAUCCCCCUUUUCUGAGCUGUAAAGAUUUCUAGGAAAGUGAAUACCCACAAAUACAACAAAAUCACAAGUAAUGCAACUACUAUAGUAUAGGAUUGCCAUAUUUCAAGAAGGAGAAACCCUGAAAGUUGUUGCGAUUUUUCGGUUGACUUCUCUAAGAUCCAGGACAAAGCACCGCCUUUUGGAAACACCCCCCCAGAGGUCAAUUCUGCCUUUGAAAUCCCAGACACAUGGCAGCCCUAUAUAAUAACUUCUGGGACGUGUGGCAAAACAAAAUCCCAGCACUAAACAAAAAUCACCAAGGACAUUUUUUUGAAGGGGUGUAGAAACUUUUCUCACUUAAGUGAUCCCCCAUGUUAACCCACUAGAGCUUUCCCUUCCCACGCCACACAACUCCGAAGCUCACUUUUCACCUUCCCAAUGCCAUUUUUAAGCCGAGUCUUUCUUCUGUUCUGCAGGCCCACUUUGCACCAGCUUUGCACCUUCACUCCCAUAUUCACGUCUCCUCCUCCUUGUACACCAUCCACCCCAUGGUAACUUCUUGCAUAUUCACACACAUUGGAACUACUAAGCCCUCUUUGCACCUUCCACCCAAUUAGGAAGCCACUUCCUCCUAUUCUGCAGCCGCUUUAGUAGCCCUGUUUUUCACCUCCACCCUCAUUCCCAUGCCACUUCCCUCCUCUUUUAUAACCCCCAUUUCUAUACCUCCCCUUCCCAACCUGGUGCCCUUCAGAUGUUUUGGACUACACUUCCUGUCAUCUCUGACCAUUGACCCUGCUGGCUGGGGUUGUUAGGAAGUGUAGUCCAGACCACAUGGAGGACCCAUGGUUAGAGAAGGCUGUAUUAGAGGAUUAGCAAGUAGGGUCAACCUUUUAGCCAAGUUGUGAUCUGAACUCACUCAGAUCAUUACUUUGGUUCCUCUUUUGUUUUAAAAAGCUAUUCUUGUGUCUAGUAAAUCUUUGAAAUGGUUCCUUGUUUGAUUGUUAAUUUGGGAGUUAGAGGGAUGUUGAGAAAUUUUCUGUGAAUUUUCCUUAAGCAUUUGGCUAGAACUUGGCUGUGUCAGUUCUUUGGCAUUCAAUCCUCUGUCUGCAGCGCACUUGCUCUUUGCUCAGGGCACACUAGUCUAUCUCAGUUAGGAUGGCAGUGGCAUGUGGCAGACAGAUGGUUGCAAUGGAGAGUUGCACUAGGUAAAUUUGAUCUUCUCUUAAUCUUUGACUUUGUGAUUUGGCCUGAAAAGUUUCAAUGGCUUUUAAUGGUCUGGGCUUUGGUAAGAGGGUUUCUGUAUCCACCCCCUCUUGUGCAGAUAAUAGUUAGGUAAAGUAGGCAAAGUGGAAGCACUUUAUUUUGUUUAUGUAACAAUUACCGUAUUUUUCGCUCUAUAACACGCACCCAACCAUAACACGCACAUAGUUUUUAGAGGAGGAAAACAAGAAAAAAAAUCUAAAUGAAACAGUGGAUGUAUGAUUUUUGUGGUUCAUGCUGUGGCCACAGACAUGUGAUCUGACGGUGAGUUUGGGGUAGCCCAAUGCAAAAAUCCUGAGGAUCCAUGUGGAUCCAUGCUUUGUAACCACGUUUUUGCACCACUGCAGCCCCAGGCAACAGUGGGUGCAUGAUUUUUUUGGUGCAAGCUGUAGCCAUGGACAUGCUAUGUGAUCUGAUGGUGAAUUUGGGGUGACCCAUGUAAGCGGCUCCUCUCCUCUCCCGCUUUGCUCCUUUAAAGCAAGCAGGCUCUCUGUCCCUCUCUCCUCCCCACUCAGCGGCUCUUCUCCCGCUUUGCUGUUUCAAAGCGAGCCACGGAGAAGGGAAGGAAGGGGAACCAUGGAUCCUCUGCUCACGACUGCAGCAGAUCCCCCCGCCAUCCGUAGGCAUUCGCUCCAUAACACGCACAGACAUUUCCCCUUACUUUCUUGGAGGAAAAAAGUGAGUGCAAAAAAAGUGGUGCAAAAAAUACGGUAGUUUGUUCAGGUUGGGAAAAUAUGUAGUACUUGAGCUUUUAUUUUAAUGAAAGAUUUGUCAAAAUGGUAAAAAGCUGCUUCAGAAACACAAUUCAGAAAGCAUUGAAGAGAUAACGACUUUAAAAAGUAUGGAUUCACGUUAGUCUAAUCAGUUUGCAGUCAUGUGAAACCAUAAGGCUAAAGGCAAAGGUUACCGUAUCCUGCAGAUUUGUUCUUGAAAGGAUUUACAGUCUUUGUCCUGUGAAUCAAAUGUAGUGUUCAUGGACUUUUUUGUUUGUUUGAGUGCUAGCAAGCCGAUAUUAGCGCAAGCCUGAAGCUUGGAAGGUUUCACUGACAGCAGUCAUGCAGCUAUCAGAGGAUGCUUCACUGCAGAGUUCCUUCUCUGUUCUCAUUGUACAUGAGUUGCUUUACUUGGCUCUCUCAGAACUAAUGGGAAGUCUGUUAGGGAUUGGAGAAUUCAGUGUAACUGACUGGUCAUUAAGAGGUGUUUCUUCAGCUUUUAUUCUGUAGAACUGUGAAUAUAAGUGACUGGAGUUAGACGAAGUACAGUAAUCAUGAAAUGGCUUCAUCUUUUAUUUUAGCAGUUGGAUAACCUUAAGCAGUGAGUUCAUGAUGUUAUAUACACGCUGUUAAAUAGUUGUGGAAGCAUAUCAAACGUAUAUUGAGAUUCUUGAGGAAAAAACAUAUUUCAGUAAAGGUUUUUGGGAUUUAUAUUCAGUUUAACUCUGUAUGUUUUUAUUGGUUGGAUCUUGAUUCGUUUUACAAUGGAAAAAAAAAGAAUAUAUUUGAAUGUUAGCUGACUUGCAAUGAUACUAGACCUCGGAGUGUUUUUGCAGUUUCCCAUUGCAUUUCCAGCAAGAUGGAAAGUGUCCUAUAAAGAUACAACACAAUAUCUAGGAACAUAGGAAACUGCCUUAUAGAGAGACCAUUGACUCAACUACCUCAGUAUUGUCUACACUGACUGGCAGAAUUUUCCAAUAUCUCAGGGAGAUUUUAUCUUGCCACAAUGCUGAUGGAGCCCUCAGUAUGGCUUAUAAUAUGGCCUUGUUGAAAUAGAAGAUAGCUUACCAUUGUGGAAAAGGACCUGUAUGAGCUUUUGCAUAUGUGAUAAGGAGAUAAAAACCUCUUCUUUAGAACUAACCGGUUUUCUAUGAUGGGUGAACCUGGAGAACUGUGACUUAUUCUAACAAUUUUUGUGUGUGGAAACAAAUCAGGAUAUCAAACCAUGGGUCCCCUGGAAAUGGGUACAGGAGUUUAGAUGGGACCAGACUCAAAACGUAGAAUUUUGUUGUGGGUGUCAUUCUAACAUCCAUGCCUGUAAUCUCCAUUAUCAAAGCAGAUAACAAUUUUGUAUACAACAUAUCUUUGCAAUUUCUCUCCUCCAACUCCCAUGAAAAUAGGUGUAGAGGUAAAGAUUGGUAUUCCAACUUGAAAUGUAGAAUAGUGUCCUGAAUAGGUUUGUAAAAUCCCUCCCUCUCCAGAAAUAUGUUUAAGAAAGUUAUGCUUACUUACGUUACAGCAUUUUGGCAACACGUGUCAAAGUAGUGAACUGAACAAAUCUCAUUUUAGUGCAUGGAAUUAACAGUUGUCUUCAAAAAUUAAACUAAACAUGAAAAAAAAAUUAAAUUUCCCCGCAGGUGCUUUUUACCUUGUGUUUGAAUAUAUGGAUCAUGACCUGAUGGGACUCCUAGAAUCUGGCUUGGUUCAUUUUGAUGAGAGUCAUAUUAAAUCAUUCAUGAGGCAGUUGAUGGAAGGCUUGGAUUAUUGUCACAAGAAGAAUUUCUUGCACAGAGAUAUUAAAUGCUCCAACAUCUUACUAAACAACAGGUAUUCAUUCAGUUCUGUAUACACAGAUAUUAGAAAUGCAAAAAUGUCUUGAUAAAUCAUAACUUGCAUUAACACAGGUUGAUAAAGAGCUUGCUAAUAGUCUGGUGAUGAAUAGGCUGAUGACAGUCAUCCACCUAAGUUUAUGUCAUAAUAAAUGUGUUUGUCUUCAAGGUAGAAUAAUAGAGUUGUAAGGAACCCCAAGGGACAUCAGGUUCAACCCCCUGUAGUGCAAGAAUUGCAACUAAAACAUCCCUGACAUAUGGUGCUUCAAGACUUUUGUUUUUACUAAUACAUGGCUUAUGCUGCAAUUGGAUUUUAUUUGCGCUGGUGAUACACUUCUUUUAAAGCUGCUGAGAGCUACUUCAGACACUACGAUACACACUUUCUCCAAAGACACCUAACAACAAACAAUUCAGCCUAGACUCAGGUUAUUAUAAGAAACGUUGUUGCAUUUUAAUAGCACUUUUAAUUGUAUGAACUUCAUAGUUGAAUCCAUAUAAUUUAAUCCACGUUUAGUGUGCACUUUUUGGCCGCUACUAAAAACAUAUUUGUUUAGACAAGCCUACCUAAAUGUUUAGAAAGUUAAUCUGAGUUUUAGUUUAUUGUUACUUUACUUUCUUGAAAAUGUUAAAUUGUUGUUGUUCUUAUUGAUAAUUUGAUUGUUUUUAUCUUUUUGGUAAAGCACUUUGAGGUUGGUUUGCUUUUUUACAGUCAAACUGUGUAUAAAUUUUAUGAAAUAAAUAAAUGCAACUGCUUAUCUUGUUAGAAUACUCACAGGUAUCAGGCUUAUAUAAAGACUGAAUCAUUGGUUCACCUGGAAAGGCUUGCCGCUCAAGUCUGUAAGAAAAUAGGCUUCUAAUUUGGAGAGCUAAAGUUCCUUAAAAGCAAAUAUAAAAUUACAAAAUACCUAAAAGCAGAAUCUUCCAAAGGCUUAUUAUUCCUUUGACUUCACUUUAUACAUGCCCUAAUAAUGGCAAAACAAUUUCAUUGGAUGCCAAUACUUAAUGCAUCAGGAAAAUUUACAAACGAAUGUACAAUGGCAAGGAAAUCAAUAUACCAAAAAUAAACUGAAAAUAUUAAUGGAGCCCUUUACUCACUGUAUAGUUGCCAUCAAGUCAACUAUUCCCCAAUUAAUCUCCCCUGACUAAUACAUUUUACUGUUGCAGUAUUACGUAUUGGCAGAUGAAGUUAUUGUCUUGCCAUGUUCAGGCAUUUUAAAUUGUAUUGGGUAUAUAAAAAUGAAAUUAUUAUAAGACUAGGAAGUCUUGGCAGGAUUAUGUUUUUAGGUAUUUUGUAAUUAUCAUUAGCUGUAAGGCAUUUCAAAUGAGCUGGUUCGUCUUUAAGCUUGAGUUUCUGCAGAAUGGAUCUGGAAAGACAGUAGGACAGUCAGUGGUGAAUAAACUUUUUUUGGCAGAUGAAUAUUUUAGUAAUAAGUUGGAUGGAUACCUUUGGGUAUUCAAACAAGAUACAUAGUUCUAUGGAUUAAACCUGGGGCAAGGAAUCUGAUAUGGAAUAUUUACUUUCCCUUUUCCGCUGGCCAAAUUUAACUGGUUGACCAAUUGCCUGGCAUCACAGUGCUAUCAGGCGAUUAUCUUCAGGACUUCAAAGCAUCAAACAGGUCUUGGAAAGAGUCUUUAAUGGUGCUUGUGGGAGGUAAUCUCAAACCUUAUUUCUGCAGGGAUUGGCUGUGGGAUCAAAUUUCCCAUGGGGAAACUGGAACCAUCUGAUGUGGGGAGUUGGGCAAGUGGGUAUGGUUUGGGGAAAACAGCCUUGUGGACUAAAUGGGAACUUGUGCUGGGCCAAAUUGGACCUGCAGGCUGGAGGUUCCCCACUCCUGGAUUAAAGCAGUGAGCUAUACAUGCAGUGGUUGCUUAGAUAUUUCUCUUCCUUACUCCCUCAAGUCAAUUAAUUCAAAGAGUUUUACAGUUGUUUCCUCAACUAUAUAGUGAAUUCCAUGUACAAUAUGAUUGCUGGGAACAAAUAGUGAUAUUGCCUUGGUGCCAUGAAUGAAUGAAUGAAUGAAACUUUAUUUGCAUCAGCCGUCGGCCAUAGCAACAAAAAGCAUUGCGAUAUACACAGAACAAAAUAAAAGUCAGUUAUAUAAAACACGGUUUAGGGUUCUGAAUCAGCAGUCAAAUAGUGGACCUUAUUCUGAUUGCCCCAGCUAGAAACCUUGCAACCUUUGCAGUCAUCUGCGCCUCUUGAUCUGCCAGGAGAAACGACACUGUGGCAGUGGUGGUGCGACCCAGAAUGGUCAAUAAAAGAGGCCAUGUGUGCAGGCUUCCCAGCUGCAGGCAUCUGCAAGACCUCGUGAAACAGGAAAUGUGGACCUGACUGCACUGGCUGCCAAUUAGCUUCCAGGCCCAAUUCAGAGUGCAGGUUUUAACCUAUAAAGCCUUUAAUGGCUUAGGACCGCAAUACCUGAAUGACCGUCUCUUCCCAUAUAAACCAUCCUGGACUCUUUGUUCAUUACCUAAGGCCCUUCUUCACGAGCUGCCUCCACGUGAGGUCCAGAGAGUGGCAACACGAGAAUGGGCCUUUUCUGUAGUGGCUCCCCAUUUGUGGAAUGCUCUUAUGUGCAUAAUACCUGACAUGCUAUCAGUCCACUACAGUAAUAGAGGCAUGUUUCUGCAUGUGCACAAUCUUAAGCUUUGAAUGCAGAAGAGUGGAACUACAGUGGUACCUCGGGUUACAGACGCUUCAGGUUACAGACUCCGCUCACCCAGAAAUAGUACCUUGGAUUAAGAACUUUGCUUCAGGAUGAGAACAGAAAUUGCAUGGCGGCAUCAGCAGGAGGCCCCAUUAGCUACAGUGGUACCUCAGGUUAAGAACAGUUUCAGGUUAAGAAUGGACCUCCAGAACGAAUUAAGUUCUUAACCCGAAGUACCACUACUGUAUGUUCUCUGUUCACACAAAGCACCAUUUCUGCACAUAAUGGGAUAUGCCCAUAGAGCUAGGUCAGUGGGUCUUAUAGCUUAAUUUUUAAAACAUGUCUUAAGUGGUAGGUACAGUAUAUACAUAAAGUAAUAUCAGUCUCGCUGCGUGUGAAGUGGAGGGGGCAGGAAGAGGACCCACUGCUUAUAAGACCUCAGAGAGUUGCUGUUGCAAUUGGUAAGGAAGUAAAGGUGGCUUACUUGGGGUUUAUCUCUAUUACUGCUGCCCUGUUGUUCUGUAAUUUUUUGUUUCUAUUACAUCAUUUACCUGUAUUAUAUAUUGUUUUAACUAUACACUAUACCACUUUGGGUAUGCAAGUUUGAAAGUGGUAUGUAAACAGCCCACCAUGUUAUAAAACUUAAAAUGACCCAUCUGAGGGUUUUUACCGAAGGUCUUGCUGUCAUAACAUGAAAGUUGUUUCAUAAUAUUAAUAAUAUUGUAUGGAAAACUAACCAACUUAGCCAUUUAGAACUUUAAGUAGGUUCUUUAAUUAUUUCUAUCUAUUGUGAUACAUACGCUAAGUUUUAGUUCAUAAGCAUUAACAUCUGCUACAAAUUCUUUUUUUCAUGCAGGGAUUUAUAUUUUUUUCUGAUUUUAUUUCCUCACAGCCUUUGUUUAGAUAUUUAAAAAUUGCGUAAAAUCUUUAUUCUUUCCACUAGAGGGCAGAUCAAGCUUGCAGAUUUUGGGCUUGCUCGGCUGUAUAGCUCUGAGGAGAGGUAAGUCUAAUACUAAGUCCAAAGCUACAUGUCAGUUCUUCUUGACAGUGUUUUGAGAAAUUCCUCAUAAGUAAAUUUUAAAAGCCAGGUGAAGCGUUUCAAAAAGUUCUGUAAUAAAAGUAGCAGAAAAUAGUUAUAGGGUUGAAAUUUGUCCUCUUUUUCCAGGACACGUCCUCUUUUUCACGAGUAGAGUCCUAAUAGCGAACCAUAGUUAAAAGUAGAGGUUGGCAAAUAUGUUCUCUUUUUUGCUCUUCAAAAUCUGGCAGCCCUAGUUAUUUUCCAUGGCUUUAACCCAUUUUGCUUAUUUAUGUGGUUUUAUAUCAUGUGAAUUAAUGACUCUUGAAUUAAAUUCUUAAGCUUUUUAAUAGUCUAUAAAAACCUCAGUUUCUUAGUUUAGGUCUGAUUUGCUGUGUAUACCUUUUUAAAAUGGAUAUACUUAUGUUUGGAAUAUAUAUUAUAUUAUUCCACUCGUAUUUAAAUUACAUCACACAAUUAUGUUACUUAUUGUUAAUUUUGGCUUCUUUAAAAUAUUAUUACAGUGGUGCCCCGCAAGACGAAUGCCUCGCAAGACGAAAAACCCGCCAGACGAAAGGGUUUUCCGUUUUUCGAUGCGCUUCGCAAGACAAAUUUCCCUAUGGGCUUGCUUCGCAAGACGAAAACGUCUUGCGAGUCUUGCGAUUUUUUUUUUGCCCCCCCCCUUUUCUAAGCCGCUAGUAGCCUUUUAGCCGCUAAACCGCUAAUAGCGCUAAUCCACUAAGCCGCUAAUAGGGUUGCUUCGCAAGACGAAAAAACCGCUAGACGAAGAGACUCGCGGAACGGAUUAUUUUCGUCUUGCGAGGCACCACUGUAUAUAGCUUUUCAGAAUACCACUUCAAGAGAAAAAUAAAAUGCAAAUUAUAUAUUCCUAUUUAAUCUAAAUGGAGAGAGUUGUUCCAUAAUGCUGUUUACUGAUUCUCAAGCCUGUACCUGUAUUAGUUCAGUGGCCUUAACUUCAUGACCAUAGUAAAGCCUCACCUGUGCUGUAACCAUUUAGACCAGGCUUCCUCAACCUCGGUCCUCCAGAUGUUUUGAGACUACAAUUCCCAUCAUCCCUGACCACUGGUCCUGCUAGCUAGGGAUCAUGGGAGUUGUAGGCCAAAAACAUCUGGAGGGCCGAGGUUGAGGAAGCCUGAUUUAGACUGCAGGUGGGGUGGGGUGCUCAUGCAAUUGUAUGAUCCUCCACACAAAACAAACAGCCCUGCAGCAGUGUGCACAACACAGUGUUUGUGUGAAGGGUUCCAGCUAAAUCUUUUUAACAGGCUUAGUUCUUAUGAAUGUUUUAUGAAGACCUAUUCCAUGAGCCCCCUAUUCUACCUUGAAGUGGAAUAUUUAGAUAGAGAUACAUAACUACUGCCUCUGUGAGAAUUGGACCUAUGCUUUUAAAAUUGCUUUCUUCAAAUAAGUAGCAAGGGCAUAAGGGAUCUUAUUAAGAAAUCUCCAUUUUCUGUAGACAUGUAGUAUUUAUAGAUAUAAAAUGGGAGGUCUUAACCUGGUGGUGGAUUCUUUAAAAGUCUAUUCAGAGCCAGUGAACUUCAAAAUGUUUUGGUUUCAAGCCAGUUCAAGAUAGGUUUCCUUCUGUGUUUUGAAUUGCUUGGGAAUGAAGACUUGUAUAGUUCGUAACUGAACUGAGAAGAUAAUAAAAUAAUUGUGGUUAUUCUGAGGCAGACAAAUAGUGAAAGGAAACCUGUGAUUCUAGUGAUGAGCACAUUGUUUUUUAAGGGGUCUUUUCUGCUUCUGAGUGGGAUCGGGAGAACUGUGAGAUGUUUUAUCCCCCCACCCCACCUCAGUAUUUUGAGUUACUCAUAGUAAUUCAUUUUUUGAGAAAAUUCAAAUUUGUUUCCUUUUCCAGUCGACCAUAUACCAACAAAGUUAUCACUUUAUGGUACCGUCCUCCUGAACUUUUAUUGGGAGAAGAACGAUACACACCUGCCAUUGAUGUCUGGAGCUGCGGGUAAGGCUUUUAAUAGAAGCAGAAUAUUUUGCAACAACAAAGUUGUUAAAAUGGUAUUGAUGGAAAUGUUCUGUCUGUUUCUCCUCUCCUCCAGAUGUAUCCUGGGUGAACUUUUUACUAAAAAACCAAUAUUUCAAGCAAAUCAGGAACUUGCUCAGCUGGAGCUGAUAAGGUCAGUUGUCAUUUAUAAUAUUGGGUCUGUAACAGUCCCUCAGAAGCCCACAGUGAAAUGUGCAGCUUGGUGUUGUUUAAAAUAGUGAAACUGAAGUCCUUUCACAGGAAGGGAGGACUGACUUUUUUCCCUUACACAGGCUGAUGCAUACUUAGGAAGAAGUAACACUGAUUUUUCCUUCUCAUGUCCUCCCCCCCCCCCCCUGCAUCUUCUGAGUUAAUUAGCUAUUUGUUGGUGGCAGCAGUAGUCAUAUUAGCCUUUGCUGCAUUUUGAAUAGUGAAAUGAAUUAUUAUCCACAGAACAUCUUACGUUAGGCCUUCCUAGAGUCCCCAAGUCGGAGGAGGUCUCAAUCUUGACUUCUAAUACUACGAAAUAUGGAAGAACAUUGAUCUCUCUGUGUAAGAGGACAAUUUUCUUUUUCCUCUUGAUACGGUACUCAUAAAAUAAAAGCUGUGCUCCAAAGAAUGAGCCACUAGAUGUCACUAGAGCAUGUUCCAAAAGUGAGAGAUGAAAUAAUGUUUUGUUGUUGUUGUUUUAUCUAGCCUAAAAUAGCUGCUUGUCUCUUUUGUUGAACAUUGAGAAUGGAUUUGAUUCAUUUCAUUAACAUGAUGAUGAAUACCUGAACCACCUUCAGUGUGAUAACUUACAAUAGUCAUCGCACUUGGGCUUCCCAGAGGCAUCAGGCUGGUCAACUGCGAGAACAGUUGGACUAGGUGGGCCACUGGCUCCUCUUAUGCUAGCAGAUCUCGUAGUACUAAAACUGGGCAAGAAUACUUGAGAUGAUUUAGGUUAUUAUAAAAUUUCCCUUUUUCUUCUGUGCUAUAGAAGAAUGAGCCUAUCACUCAUUAUGUUUACCUUCUGUUACAUCAAAAUAUAUUGGGCAUGGCACAGAUCAGUCUGUGUCCAAGUAUUUCUUCUUGUACCUUGAUCCUAAGCACGCAUACCUUGGAGCGAAACCUCACUGACUUGCCUAGUGGGAAAAUAUGUAGAAGAGAACAGCUCCUCUCUUUAUCUUUUAAAAUGCAAUAGCUUGAUGUAAAGUCAGUGAGUAACCAGAGUUGCCAUUUCACCAGUUUCCAACUUGGAUAACUUAAAACUGUACAGUUAACAUUAGCUAAUAAUAACCAAUGUUUUGAGUUUCAUCAAGUCUCUUCUCCACAUCACCUUAAUAGGCCUAAAACCAAAUGGUCUCUUCGUCAUGGGAUAUUCAUAUCUGCCAAGUUCAUUAUCUUUGUAUUUCUCUUCAGUUGCUUUAUUUAAGUUUAUAAGGUUACAGGCUAAGGGAAAUAGUCAUCACAUUCUCAUUUUGAUUCAGUAUUUUUUACUCGUACCUUUUAACCUUAAUAUCUACAUGCAUUCAUUCAAUGUUUUUCAUACAGCCGCAUAUGUGGGAGUCCUUGUCCUGCAGUAUGGCCUGAUGUGAUAAAACUGGCAUAUUUCAACACCAUGAAACCAAAGAAGCAGUAUCGUAGAAGACUAAGAGAAGAAUUUGCUUUGUAAGGAAUGAGCUACCAAUUCUGUUUUUUUCCUUCAUUGAUUUUGUUGAGUCAGAAUUUGGCUUCUGUUUUGUCAAGCUAUUAAAACUAUGCUCUUAAUAUUCCCUUGAUGCAUCUGCAAUUGGUACAGUUCAUAAUAUCGUUAAUGCUGGUCUGUUCUUUUUCAUGGUUUCUACCUUCCAGUAUAUGGAGUGUGUGCCUGUGCAGAUCCAUCAAUCUAUAUAUCCAUUAACUCUAGCCAGGGAGCUGGUACUCGUGCCCCUUUCCUCAAGGGGAGAUUUUUAAAAAUUAUGUGCAUGCUUUUAAAACUUAUGAAAGGAUUCUUAAAAUUUCAUUUUAUUCAGUUACUUUGGAACUCCCUGUAACUUCCAAAGCAAGGAUAUUAUAGAUAGAGUUUUCCAUUCAGCUGGCUUCAAUUUUGAACUGUUCUUUUAGUUACUGUGUGUCAGCUGAAUGGAUAAGCCAGCCGGGCUAUCCAGCUUUUCCAUGCUGACACAGCAGACAAAGGUGAGGUGUGGCAAGCACAUAGAAUUAGAAUGCUACAGGUGGGCUCCAUUGGCACGCUGCAUAAAAUGGUCCUAACAUAUUAAGAAAAUUAGGCAAAAACAUUUAUCCCCAACAUCUAGUUUAUAUUGUGGAAAACAAUCAUGAGAACCCUCACAUGCUAUCUAAGGCUUAUUCAUUUUUUCUAGUGGUCCCACUUCUUUGCAAUCUCCAUGUUUGGAAAUGUGGCACUUGUUUUAAUAGCUGCCUCUCCUGCUGCUGUUGAAGACACGGGAAUUCUUUUUGUAAACUGCUUUUAUGUUUAUGAAAUAUGGUCAUGUGCUAAUACCUUAUGUGCUGUAAAUUGCAGUUGUGCCUAAGUUUGUUAAAUUUCUAAGAUGCUUUGAAUUUGCUCUUCUGAACCCAGUUAACUUUGAAAUAUCCUGUUUUUGUAGUUGCAUUCUUUGUUUUUCUGCAAAUCUGGGAACUGCCACUGAAAAGCAGCAUAUAAAUGGAAAUAAAUUAUAAGCCUAUGCUAUCAAAGGAAAUUGCCUUGAAUUUGCCCUGAAGUCUCUAGCAUGGAGUCCUAAUUGUACAGUAAAUUAUAAAACUAAGUUCGCCAAGCCAGUAAGUUAGAAGAGGUGGUUGAUAACACACAAAAUUGAACUCUGAUGAGAAAUUACAUCACUUUAUUCAUCUUCUUGACAGUAUUCCCGCAGCUGCACUAGAUCUCUUUGAUUACAUGCUUGCUUUGGAUCCCAGCAAGCGCUGCACAGCUGAACAGGCACUUCAGUGUGAAUUUCUGAGAGAUGUGGACCCUUCAAAGAUGCCUCCACCAGAGUAAGUACCCCUCUCUAGAGUUCAUUUGCUACAGAAACAAGAUUUUAAUACUUCAGUUCUACUAGCAGGUGUCCUGUGAUGCACGUUUUCAGUUUUUCUGCAACUGGGUGUGUGUAUAAAAUACAUUAUGAGCAUACUGUUGGAAUGAUGCUUCUAAACUUCAUAAAACUUCCAGCAUUUAAUGGCUCUACAAGUAAGGAGUGUAGCUUUGGUAUACAGUUGACCCACAACUUACCUGCAUCUAAUUUGUGCAAGUUCACUUGUUAACACUCUUGGCCGAUCAAAAUAAAACAAAAGUGUGUGUAUCGGGGUGUGUGUGUGGGGGGGGGAAUAGUGGCAAUCUCACCUGCCAUUGUACACACUUUGGGCAAGCAUUUGGAGGUGCAGGGAGAGUAUGUUUUGACUAUAUGUCAUUUUGGCCUUCGGCACUGUCCCUAGAACAUAACUCCCGUAUAAGUUGAGACUGCAGUACCUGAAGGACCACCUCUGCCCAUGCAAACCGUGACUCUGUGUUCAUCACCUGAGGCCCUUCUUCUUGUGCCUCCUCCAUGUGAGGUCUGGAGGGUGGCAACACGAGAAUGGGCCUCUUCUGUAGUGGCUCCCUGUUUGUGGAAUGCUCUCCCCAGGGCGGUUUGCCUGACUCCUUCAUUGUAUAUUUUUAGAUGCCAGGUGAAUAAUUUCCUCUUCAAUCAGGACUUCUGCUAAUUAAUAUUCUACAGACUUAUAAAUGUCUCUGUGGGAAAGGAGAGUUACUGGUUUGCUGUUUUACUUGUUUAAAUCCUGCGUUUUAUUCUGCGGGGGGAGGGACGGACCCUAUGACUUCCUUUGAACAAGCAGGUUCAUUCUUGAAGCAAAGGUUUGUUCUUGGCUUAGUCCUUGUAGAAAUAAACUAUAAGUGUUUGUUUGUAUGUAACACAAAGCCUGUUGCUCUGUGGUUUGUUUCUCAGUUUCCGUUGAGGUAGAGUGGAGAGAGCUUGAUUUGAGCAGUUGACAUGAGUACGCUUCAUAUGUACAAGGAAAGCCAUAGUAGAUUCAGACUAUGGCUUACUGUUACAUGUGAAUGGGGCCGUGUGCUGCUUCUGCACACAUGAUGGAGAAAAGAACCAACUUGAAAAGAUAAUGUACAGGCACCCCCCCCCCCUUUUGUUAACUUAAAAUAAUUUUGGCUACAUCUAAUGUAUGAGGAACAUGACCAUAAACAUUUGCCUAAAUGAGAAAGGUCAGCUGAGCUUGGCACCAAGAUACCUUACAUAGCUAUUGAGUGGUGGAAUUCAUACCUCGUAUCUUAUUGCUGCAAAGCUCCUUAACAGCAAGUAUUAUCCUGUGUUGAACAGUUUUAUUCCUGGUUUUUGUUAAGAAAUGAAGGACACUGCAAAGCAGUGCCACAAGUUCAAGAGCCCUUGGAUGUUUUUGUUUCAGUUAUGAGGUCUUACUGAAUCAUCCCUAAAUCUCAGACAUUAUGAUGCUUUCUGAAGUGAUGGUUGUUGUUUUUUUACAGCCUUCCUUUAUGGCAGGAUUGCCAUGAGCUAUGGAGUAAGAAGCGCAGAAGGCAAAAGCAGAUGGGCAUGACCGAUGAUGCAACUAAAAUUCCAAGGAAGGAUUUGUCCUUGGGAAUGGAUGACAGCAGAGCCAACACACCCCAAGGCCUGCAGACCUCUUCUCAACUGAAAAUGCAAGGCAGUUCUAACAUAGCACUUGGUCAGUAAUUUCUUAUUGUUUAAAUUCAUGUACAGCUUCCCAAACAAAUCUGCAGGGCAAUGAAAUUUAACUUAGGGUUUUGUAACAGUUUUUCUACAGGCAACCUGUGUAUGUGCAGUCACGUUCAGCUUAGUAUAUUUCUGUUGUAAGACAAAUGUGGGUAUGUCCCAUUGACUUCAUGUGAACAUGUUGCAGGAACUGACACUUUUGUAAAGAAGCUGCUUGUCACCAGAUACCUUUAAUGUGUCUGCAUCUAAUGCAGGGGUCGGCAAGGUUUAUCUAUGGGCCGGAUUGCGUCUGCACAGAUGCGAUUUCUGGCACCGCAGAAGCGCAGUGCGUGGGGGCUUGCCAAGUGGGCGGCUCAGUUUGGAGGUGGCUCGUGGGCCGUUUAAACGAUCCUCAUAGGCCGCUUGUGGCCCAUGGGCUGCAGGUUGCCAACCCCUGAUCUAAUGUCUUAGCUUCAUUAUCAGAUUUGCCCAGUCAGCCUUGAAAAUAAUCAAGAGGAAAGGAAGAUUGUUUGCCUUACCUUUUAUUGUUGCAGCCCAUAAAGGAGAACAAUAACUGACAUAUAUAUUUUUUUGUCAGACACAGAGAGCUGAUCCCUUAGGAAUUUAUUGUCCCUCUUCUUUGCCACUGGAGUAUUUAUCUAUUUUAUUUAUCUAUUGCAUUUAUAUACUACCUUUUUCUUCCAAGGAGCUCAAGAUGGUGUACAUGGUCCUCAUUUCAUCCCCACAACAACCCUGUGAGGUAGCUUAGCCUAAGAGAUGCUGACAGGCCCAAGGGAGCUUCAUGGCUGAGUAGUUUCAGACCCUGGUCUCACUGGUCAUGGUCCAACACUAACCAUUACUCCACGCUGGCUCAGAGUGUAGAUCAUGCUGAAUAUGCAUAUUAUCUUCUAGCAGAGAAGAGGGCUUACACAAAAUGGCGGUUGGCUCUGCAUAGUCACCUGGUGGCAACAAGUAAUUUUUUUAGCUUCUAUCUUGAGAAUGUGUUUGUGUGUGCACAUUCAACCACCCACCAUAGCCUUUCUGGGCUAUUCCAUGAUUUCUUGCCCUCGUGUCCUUUAUGUUCAGUGACAGGUAGACGCAGCAAGCUGAACAAGUGGUAAGGUCAUUAAGGAUAGGGAAGUGUGGUUUUGCAACCAGACAACUAGGAAUGUUUAGGAAAUGGUGAGAGAAAACCAUUCAAGCAUGUUUUCCUUUGUAUGUCAAAAUUUAUUUUCAGAUUAUGUGGUCAUUUUGCUGAGAUAGUACCUUUUCCCAAGUGUAAUGUACAAAUUCAUUUAAUUUUUCUUGUUGAAAAACCCAUCUGUGCUGGUGAAUGCAAAUAUACACCUGAUUUAUGAGCUUCAGGUAUAAUAGGAAGAGAGUGAAAACUUAGAACAAUUACUGUUCUGUGAGUUUGGAUAUAAAAGGAAAACAGAAACUUUCAUUCUCUUCCUCUCUAGAGUGUGUAGGAUGCUCACUAUGAUAUUCUAAGCCAAGGUUUAGGUAAACAUCUGAACAGUCAUUGUCAAUUAAUUUUGCUUUGGUCCUUACCUAUGGUCAUAUUAAACACCUGUUUUUGUUUUGUUUUCAGUGAAAGGAGGCAGUGGACAGCCACUAAAUCAAAAUGAAGUGGCCAUUCUCCUAAACCUGCUUCAGUCUAAAUCCAGUAUUAACAUGGCACAAUUUGCUCAAGUGCUGAAUAUUAAGGUGAAUCCUGAGACUGAGCAACAGCUGAAUAAAAUAAACCUUCCAGCUGGCAUUUUGGAAGCAGGAGAAAAACAGACUGAGCAGGAGCAGCAGCAGCAGCAGCCGCCGCCGCCGCCGCCACAGCAGCAGCUCCCACUGCCUCUCUCACCGGACCAGGAGCCUUUAAAACAAACUGCAGCCUCUUUGCCUCCUGCGCAGCCAGCUCAACUGACCCAAGCAAAGGUUGACACCGAGGUCACUCAAGCAGCUGUGCAGAGUGCGUUCACAGUUUUGCUAUCUCAGCUACUAAAGACUCAGCAAGUGAAGCAAAAAGAAAACUUGUUAGAAGAAAAGGAGAAUGGAUCAGGAAAUGAGAUGCUAUUACAUCCCAGGCAACCUCCAGAACCAAGUACGCCUGCGUCUGGUGGCACCUGGGAAGAUGCAGAAUCGCCAGUAUCCAUUUAUCCCCAUCUUAUCAAAUCAUUAUAUGCACAUGCAGGUAGGAGAGAAUGUCUUUACUUGUUAUGUGUUUUUUCUGCUGCUACUCCUGUCAAAAGUGGGUAAAUAGUACAGUAUUCUACCAUGAAAAUGGUCUGACAUAGGCCCUUGUAGUAGAAGCUCAUUGCAGUAUAACAGCAUAAAAUUGGGACCUGGCAAUGUAACCUUUACAAACGGAGGCUGGAAUCCAGGGAGUUGUACUUUUACAGUGGGGUGUUUUUUUUUACUUUGCAAUAUGGCAUAGGGGCUUAUUCCAUAAGCUUUUGACACACUUCUCACUUUCAAAAAUGGUUUGGCAUGCAACAUGGGGGGAGGGGGGGCUGUGACUCAUGUCCUGACAAACCUUUGGCUUGCAAAUAUCUUUUGAUACUAGCCUGGGUGUAGCUGGUUCUGUUCCAGUCAGUGUAGUCAAAAUUCACUGCCACAUGAAUAACAAGGUAUACAAAUAUUGAGAGUAUAUUAAAAUAGAGCAAAGUGGUGUUUCAUAUUCACUCAUUAGAUGCGCUUAUGGGACAUGGGUGGCACAAUCCGCAUCAUGGGGCGAGCUCCCGUUGCCCUGUCCCAGCUUCUGCCAGCCUAGCAGUUCGAAAAUACACCAGUGCAAGUAGAUAAAUAGGUACUGCUGCAGCAGGAAGGUAAACAGCAUUUCCGUGUGCUCUGGCUUCCUUCAUGGUGUUCCAUUGCACCAGAAGCGGUUUAGUCCUGCUGGCCACAUGACCCAGAAAGCUGUCUGUGGACAAAGACCAGCUCCCUCGGCCUGAAGUGAGAUGAGCACCACACCCCAUAGUCACCUUUGACUAGACCUAACCUACCCUUUAACUUGCGUGGUAUUCGUUUUCUUGCUCCAGUGUUUGAGAAGGUCACUUACUUUGCUCCAGACAAAGUAAUACUUUCUUUCCAAUGGAAUCAAUGAGGCUUUAACUUAAGUCCCAUUGAUUUUAAUGUGACUACAGCAUGACAGAAUUCUCCAGCCUCUGAUUGACAUGCUGUAGGAAAUGUACCGUAUUUUUCGCUCUAUAACACGCACCCGACCAUAACACGCACGUAGUUUUUAGAGGAGGAAAAUCCGUAGGCAUGCCACCCGUAGGCAUUCCCUCCAUAACACGCACAGACAUUUCCCUUUACUUUUUAGGAGGAAAAAAGUGAGUGUUAUGGUGCAAAAAAUACGGUAUGUCUUUCUGUGAUCAAACUUAAGACAUUCAACAACGUACUCUUAAUUUGUUGUUUGAUGAACCAAUACGUGGUUACAGAUCUCAUUCUGAAUUCUUUAAAAAUCCAUUUAGGACAAGAGGACUUGGUCAGGCAACCUGAGAUGAGACCCCAGACGCCAGAAGAACGACCUCGCAUCUUGCCCCCAGACCAGCGCCCCCCUGAGCCACCAGAACCACCACCUGUCACUGAGGAAGAUCUUGAUUAUCGGACAGCGAACCAAAACCUGUCUUCACUUAGUAGCUCUUCAGGGAUGGAUCCUCAUGCUGGAGUGAAAGCAGCUCUUCUACAGCUGCUUGCUCACCAUCAGGCUCAAACAACGGAGAAACCAGCAACAUCUAGUAUGGAUUUCCAAUCAAGAGACUCUUUUGUAGCAGGUCCAGAUUAUAAGGAUAGUUUUGGGUCAUCUACAUUCUCCUCUGCUCAUUACAGCAGUAGUGAUGGAAUAGGAAGUGGAUCAUCUGGGACACUAGAAAGGGGAAACUUCAUUGGAAAUUCAGAUGUUCAACCCUUGGAGACCUACAGUACUGCUUCAUCUCACUCUAGUGGUGCCCCUCCACCUCCUGCCUUUUCAGAACCAUUUCAUAGCUCAGUAACUGGUUAUGGAGACAUUUACCUCAACACUGGUCCCAUGCUAUUUAGUGGUGAUAAGGACCAUAGAUUUGAAUAUAGCCAUGGUCCCAUCACAGUUCUGGGUAACAGUGGUGACACAUGCACAGGGUCUGAAAGUACUCAUUCCUUGUCCUCAAAGACACAGAACUAUAGCUAUGGAAGUAAUUUACAAGAACCCCCUGGCAGUGUUAGCCACAUGCAUGGACAAACGUGGACUUCUCCUGCCCAAGGACCUGGAUAUUCACAAGGAUACAGGGGACACAUUAGCACAUCCAGUGUCAGAGGACGAGGCAGAGGAUUGCCAUAUUGAGCAUCUGUUUCUUUCUUUUUCCCUCAGGCACAUCGUUUUUACCUGGAAAGACUUCGUAGCUGUGAUUUCAAAGCAGCAAUCCAAUAGACUUGAAUAAUGUUAAUUCAACAGCUUUAUUUUUAUGUGGAAAAGGGUCUUGCAUACAAUAAGAAAUUGCUUACAAUUCAUGCUGUUCUGAGAACCAGAUAAUUGAUUGUACAUCUUUGCAAAUUCUAGCUAUAAAUUUUAUAUUUUGGCAGUUAAGUCGAUGCUAAAUUUAGGGACAUCAGCUUUUUAUGGCACAUUGUCAGAUCUGAACUAUGCACACACUUGUGCUUUUUUUUGUAAGUUUGGACCAACUUUUAUGUAAAAAUUUUACAACAAUCAAAGCAGGGCACUGAUUUAUUUGGUAUUUCUUUUUACAAAACUACCUUUUAGUCAAAAAGUCACUGUCAGUCUUUGCACUGCUUUCAGUGUUAUCUGUGGAAGGAGUUCUUUGUGCUCAUUUCAGACAAUAAAACACAGUCUUUCUUGAUAUAACAGUUUUAUACAUAUUUGGGCAUCGAUUUGAUUUACUUUCAAAGUCAUUCGUCCAGUAAAAUAUCCUGUCCAUCUUCCCAGCGUUUGUAUAAAAACUGUUUUACUUGAAUGGUAAGUGCCUUAACAAUGUAAGCUUAAGGUCUGAAGAACAUUUCAUUAAAUUCAAAAGGCUGUUGGAAGGUACUUUGUAGUUUGAUACAAAUAUUUAAUAUUUACACUACAUUCAGAGUAAAUUAUGGACAAGGGGAAUAGAUGGCAUUCUUUAUGGGAUUCUUACAAGCAGUUAGAAAAGUCAAAUUAGAAAAACUUUCUCUUUCCCAAAUUACAACUAUCCCCUUAAUGAAUUAAGUGAAGAAAAUUGAGAAUGUAUGGACAGUAAUGAAGAAAGGUAGGUUUCCUUCCAUUUUCUGUAAGAGCUCUUAUUCUAAUUCCUUUACCAAAUAAAAGUUAGUGUCCUGUUUUAUUCAAAAUAGUCUUUUUAUUAAAAAGAAAACAGAAUAGCAUAUUGUUAUAUCAAAUUAACAAUAACUAGUUUUGUGUUGGAAAACUGACACCUGCUUUUUUCCACAUAAUUUGCUGCAGAAUGUAACCAAAGUUACAUAACCAGCAUUUAAUGCAAUGAAAUUAAUAGGCAGUUAAGACUUAUGAAAACUGGGACUGUGCCAACCAAUUCUGUAUUAAACUAUUCCACUAACUUGCUACUUGAUUUGAAUCUGUUUUGAAAUUUCAUCACAUGUUCAGUCUAAAAGCAAAAGAUGGUUCAAGGAAGUACCACUCUGGCUCCAAAGAUGAUGAUUUCCAGCAAUAUAAAAUUGUUCUGUGAGAAUGAGACUCAGCCAGGAGACUGGCUAGGCUUUCUGUGUACUGAAAUGUUUUUAAAUGACCAUAUUGGAAAAACAGUUCCCAACUGAUUAUCCAGUUGAUAAGUUAGUGCACAUGUAGCUAUUUUCUAAAUAUGUAAUGUUUCUAUGAACAAAAUUACAAAUGUAGUCUUGUCAGCUGUGACUUGAAUCUUUUAGAAGCAAACCUAACAUUGUCUGCUUCAAAUUCUUGACUUAAGUGAAUAUUGCAUUGUAGGGUGUCAAAUUUGUUGGAACUCCCCUGUAAAUAUGACAUUGGUCAUCUGCAGUAUCGUUUAGAGAAUCCUGACUGAAAAUAAAAGCAGCUAAACUGGAAGAAAAUACUUAAGCUUAACAGCUUGUGUUGACGCAUUUCAUAUAGAAGAUGCUGGGUUUGGAACACAUCUUCCUCAAUAAUUCAGUUUAGUAAAGGCCUGCUCAAAAGUGAGUAAAAACAGCAACAGCGCUAUGCUAAAACUUUUAAUUAGUUAGUAUCCUACCUCUUCCCACAGUUUCCAUUCAUGCACAAUCUAGGAAAAUAAAGAUUGGUUCAGGUCCAGUUCUCUGGAUUUCAUUUUCUGAUUGUAAUUUCUGGCGCUGCAUUGGAGCCCAUUCCAAGUGGCUUCCUGCCUUGGACAAUACUUUGGGCAUGUGGAAGAAAGAAGGGGCUCCAGUCUAGGCAGAACCCAUGGCUUUGUAAGCUCCCUAGAACAUGUUGUCCACCCCACUAAAUGCUACAGAGCCAAAGGGGAAUCUAUAUUGGCAGUUUCAAAACUUGGGUAAUACUUGGACUUGUGGAUGUUGCUGGACUACAACUUCCAUCAUCUGUAACCACAAGCCAUAAUGGCUUGAGGUAAUGGGAAUUGGAGUUCAACAUUUGGAAGGCUAUAGGUUCCCACACCCUGUUAUAAAUACAUGUUUGAAUCAAACUGUUCUGAUGUUCCCCAAAUCCUGCAAACAUGGACAAAGGCCAGCCUCUCCAAGUCAAGGGUUCAACGGCUUCUUGAUGUUGGCAUGCUCUUUUGAAUAUUCUAUAAAUCUGAUGGAAUCUGCUUCACUAAGGAAACAAAAUCUAGAGCAGGGUUUCCCAAACUUGGGUCUCCCAACUGUUGUCAGACUACAACUCCUAUCAUCCCUAGCUAGCAGGAUCAGUGGGAAUGUAUUCCAAAAACAGUUGGAGACCCAAGUUUGGGAAACCCUGAUCUAGAGAGAGGUGCUUUGGGGAUUCCAGUUCUGACAUACAUCAAUAUGUCUUCAGGAAUAAGUCAAAUAUAAUUUCAUACAAGGGAAGCUUUAUAGAUUGACCUAAGAGGGUGGUAAACUACCUGGUCAACUGCCUUUUUCAGUGUUCUUCAAUUUUCUAAACCUUAAGAGAAGAUAAGUGAAAUGGCACUUUGUAGCACACUUGCUAACAAAAGCAAGUGACAAAGCCUUCA